This is a messenger RNA of Girardinichthys multiradiatus, 2472 nucleotides long. RefSeq names its product GRIP domain-containing protein RUD3-like. The record is from RefSeq and is a predicted model, not a curated record. NCBI's taxonomy places the organism in Eukaryota, Metazoa, Chordata, Actinopteri, Cyprinodontiformes, Goodeidae. Bases 697 to 2472 code for a protein of 591 amino acids. The transcript has 2 exons.
UCUGCAGGCAAAGAUCAUAAAUGGAGCUGAGCUAGCAGAGAAGGAAGCAGUCCAGUUGAGGAGGUCAUAAAGAUGAAGGCUGAGUGCACUGAACAAAAGGGCAAUUGACCCUGGAAGCUGAAAGAGGACUGUGGGAAUGUGUUUUUAAUGGAUAAAGAUGUUUAUGACUUGUUUACGGUGCAGCUGUUGUUUUCCCAUCCUUUAGAGAUUAAUGUUCUUGUUAACUAGGGACCCCCAAAAGACAAUAAAAAGAGGAAGCGGUUGGAUGGGUUUCAGAGCGGUUGGGAGACUUGUAACUGAACACAUCUCUGACCGUUCUCCUCGUGCGAGUAAAAUAACUAAUACUUUGUCUCUCUCUCUUCUUUUUAAGUAUUGUAGGUUGUUUAAACCUGACACUUUCCAACUCUGUUUUCCCAUUAUACACUCUGACUAUAGACACAAAAACAACAAAAUAAAUUUAAUUUAAUUCAAAAAUACGUUAUACAGGAUUCUGAUUAAAUAAUACAGCCCAAGUGAAUGAGAGAUUAUUUUGAAUAUAAACAAAAUUAAAAAUAAUAGCUGGUGGAAUCCUAGAACCGGUUUAAUGAGAUCAAAGGAAAAAUUCUAUGAUGUCACUCAUGAAGGUGUCUUUGUGACGUCAUCGGCUCAGUUUAUGUAACAUACUUAUGUGUUGUUCACAACCGCAUUUGUGGAAAAAUGUCUCAUCAAAUGCAGAGAUACCGCAAUGAAAAUAUAGGACCCCAGGAGGAAUGGGGAAAUCAACACAAUCCGCACGCCCAGUGUCAUCCUCCUCCUGUGAAUUUCUUCCAAGGGGAAAUCCAGAGACUGAACGCUCUUUUGGAAAUGGAGAGAGAAAAAUGGUUUAAAGAGAACCAAAAGGUAGCCUACCUGCAAACAGAGCUGGCAGAGACACAAUUCCAGUGGAGAAGGCAGAAAAGUCUCAAAGAAAUGUAUAUCAACAAGGAAAAAGAGACAAAGAGCAAACUUGAGAGAAUAGAUAGAUUUAGUGAUCCAGCAACCCUUGACCCUGCGGUCAUUGCUUCCAAGGUGCACAAUGACAUGAAAUACAAGAAGAAAAAGUUGUUGCAAAAAGACUUUGAAGAAAUAAAGGUGGCCCUCAUCCUCAACCAGGAAGCUUUUACUUCACAAAUCCAGGCAGAAAAAGAGAAAAAUAAUGUCCUUCAAGAAGAACUGGACAAACUCAAGACUUCCUACGAGGAGCUGUGCUCAAAAUGUGAAGUCGAUGUUGCUGCAGGGAGGCAGCAGGCCCAGGUGCAGACGUUUUGUGAAGAGAAGAUCGGUGAGGAUCCACAGCUCCUUGAGAAGCUGAGAGCUGCGAAGGACGAUCUCCAUCAAAAAAUGUCACAAGAGAUCGUAUUUCUGAAAGAGAAGGAGGAAUAUUUGGAAAGUGAACUAGAGCAGGUCAAAGAUUUUCACCAAGAAUUGCUUGGCGUAUAUGAAAGAGAUGUUGCCAAACUAAAAGAGGAAGUUGAAACAUAUCAGAAAGAGUUAAAUCACGAGAAAACAGCUAAUUCACAUAGAGCAAUGAAAGACGUCCACCUUAUUAAGAAAUUGAGACAUGACAACACAUAUCUCUACAGCACAAUGUCAGAAAAGAUUGAGAUUCUGCAACGGCAACUCGAAGAGACUGAGAACCAUUUGGACCAAAAUAAAAAAGAUAAUUCUGCACUGAGACAACGGGUCAAAAACUUUCAGCAGCAGAUAAUUCAGGAGAAAAAAGCUCAUUUGAAGACAGCAAAGACGGACCUGACACUUCUGAACAGCAUGAGAACUGAGCAGGACGAUCUAAAAGAAAACAUGUCAAAAGUGAUUGCCUUCCUGCAAGAGAGGGAAAAUGGUUUCCAGAGAGAACUGGACCAGAUCAAAGUUUCAUACCAGGAACUCAACUGUAAGUAUGAAAAAGAGGUUUCUGUACUGAAACAGCAAGUAGACACAUAUCAGAAACAUUUAGAUCGCGAGAAAAAAGCUAAUUCACAGAAAGCAAAUAAGGACCGCCAGCUUAUCAACAAACUGAGAGAUGAGAAGGUGCAUCUUCAGAAAACAAUGUUAGAACAUAUCGAGAUUCUGCAACAGAAAUCCGAAGAGCCCGAGAAUGAUAAUUCUGAGCUGAGAAAACGGGUAGAAAAUCUUCAGCUGCAGAUAAUUCAGGAGAAAAAAGGUCAUUUGGAGACAGCAAAGAAGGACCUGACACUUAUCAACACCAUGAGAACUGAGCAGGACAAUCUCAGAGAAACUAUGUCGAAAGAGAUUGCAUUCUGGCAACAGAAGGAGAAACGUUUGAAGGGCGAGAUGGACAAGAUAGAGAUUUUAUACCAGGAAUUACAAUCUAGGUAUAAAACAGAUGUUUCUGCACUAAAACAGCAAGCAGAAACCUUUAAAAAGGACAUAAAUAAAAACUUGAAGACAGCAAAUAAGAACCUGGAGCUUAUCAACAACCUUCAGGAAAUGUAA